UUUUCUCGUAACUGUUUACACGCCGCUCACUAACAAAGGUGUCGCUGUAGCUCCGAGGCGGUUAUGAGGCUAGCCCACUAGCGUUAGCAUGUGGCUAGGCUAACUAGCUAACCAACCCUGAUUACAGUGAUCUUUGCCCGCAGAUGAAAAACGUUACGAUGCGCAGAUGCUGUCUUCCUUUUUUCUUUUUUUUUUCCUCUUUCUUUUAAACAAAAAAACCCCGCGAAUCGUUGAGCGUUUUUUGAUUUCAGCAUAGGCUAAAAUUGGACCUACAUAACCAAUACAAUACAGAUUUACAUAUCCGACUCGGUGUUUUGUGUCCGAACUCUGUUAAUGAGCGAUCGCUCACGGUGCACGUCUCCCAAAGUUGUUGACGUUUUCGUCAUAUUGGGCCGCCUUUGGCGAUGCAGACAUGCGGUAACGUUACACAUCACUGUCGGGGGUGUUUUGCGUUUGGGGUGAUCAAUAGGACUGAUUGUAAACACGCUGAGUGGCUCAUGAGCGGAUGGGGGGAGAGUGCGCGGUGGUGUUUUUGGGUGCAAGGGAAAGCUGCCUGCAUAGUCUGGCACCUGCUAAUAUUGCAACACCUCUCACGGUAUUUUUAAUCCGCAAGUUUGAAUGCGUCUGUAUUCCUCUGAGUUCAAACAGACAAGUCACAGUGUUGGUGCAGGUGGAGCAAAAUUGCAAAAGAAACUGCUGUUUUGAAAAGCAUCUUGCUACACAAAUAUCCUUUUUUCCCAGCCAGAUAGCGGGGCGAAAGGCGGGGAUGUUCUAAGUCUGAGCUCCACGCAGCCGUUCUCAUCUGUCCUUCUUUGAAUCCUGCUGUCACAGCCCCCUUUACCAAGCACCCUCUCCAGUUGUUCAGCACCACUUGCUAUAAUGGAUUGGGCCACACCAGCUGCCAAACUGAACCCCUACACCCGAGCCCGCAUGUCCGAGGCCUGGCAGCAGCAUGCGGUCGCUCCACCUGCGGUCGUCCACACCCUCCCCCCGGGGGCCGAGAGUGCGCUGGGCUGUGCCGUGUAUGGCAUCGUGCUGCAGCCUGACGCAACGUCUUUACAGCAGAGCCAGCAUGGCCAGCAACACAGCGGGACUCCGCAGCUCGGGGGCGGGCAGCACGUCCAGCAGCACCCCGCCCAGGCCCAGCCGACCUCCCUCCAGGUUGGGACAGAAGGGGGACACAAAUGUGGGGCCUGUGGGCACGACAUCUCCCAUUUGGCCAACCCGCACGAGCACCAGUGUAUGGUGAACCAGGACCGGUCGUUCCAGUGCACCCAGUGCAUGAAGAUUUUCCACCAAGCAACGGACUUGCUCGAACACCAGUGUGUGCAGGUGGAGCAGAAGCCGUUUGUGUGUGGGGUGUGCAAGAUGGGCUUCUCCCUGCUCACCUCGUUAGCCCAGCACCACACAGCCCACAACAGCACCAACCCAAUGAAGUGUUCAAUAUGCGAGAAAACCUUCCGACCCGGCUCCUCCGGCAACGUCACGCCCAACUCGAAUAACGCCCAGCAGCCCAGCAGUGACGGGGCGUCGGCGAGCAGUAGCUCCUCCAUCCUGCCCUUCCCGUCGGCGCGGGACCGGCCAUACAAAUGCUCCGUCUGCCAGAAGGGCUUCAAGCACCUGUCCGAACUUACGCGGCACGAGAGGGUGCACACUGGCGAGAAACCCUUCAAGUGCGACACGUGCGACAAAGCCUUCAGCCAGUCGUCCCACCUGCAGCAUCACCAGCGGACGCACAGCAGCGAGCGCCCAUUCAAGUGCGCCGUUUGCGAGAAGAGCUUCAAGCACCGCUCCCACCUCGUGCGCCACAUGUAUGUGCACUCUGGCGAGCACCUCUUCAAGUGCAACCUGUGCGAACUGCACUUCAAGGAGUCGUCUGAGCUCCUCCACCACCCCUGCCACCCGCAAGGUUCCCGGCCGUUCCGCUGCGCCACAUGCGGUAAGGGCUUCAAGCGGCCAUCAGACCUCCGGCAGCACGAGCGCACCCACUCGGAGGAGCGGCCCUUCCACUGCGACGAGUGUCAGAUGAGCUUCAAGCAGCAGUAUGCACUGGUGCGCCACCGACGCACGCACAAAGACCCCUCCGACCGGCCGUUCAAGUGCAAUUUGUGCGACAAGGGCUUUAUGCAGCCGUCUCACCUCCUCUACCACCAGCACGUCCACGGCAUGGACAACCUGUUCAAGUGCGCCUCUUGCCAAAAGGAGUUCAGCCAGUCAGGCGAGCUGCUCCGGCACAAGUGCGGCGAGUCAUCCAACUCCUCGCCGGACAAGCCGUACAAGUGCGACGUCUGCGGCAAGGGCUACAAGAAGAGCUCCACGCUGCAGCGUCACCAGAACUCCCACUGCCAAGAUAAGCCCCUCAAGUGCUCGCUGUGUGACCGCCGCUUCCUGUCCUCGUCGGAGUUCGUCCAGCACCGCUGCGACCCAUCGCGGGAAAAGCCGCUUAAGUGCCCCGAAUGCGAGAAGCGCUUUAAAUACUCGUCGGACCUGAACCGUCACCGGCGCGUGCACACGGGGGAGAAGCCGUACAAGUGCGACCACUGCAACAAGGGCUUCAAACAGCGCGAGCACCUGAUCAAACACCAAAGCACGCACUCCAGGGAGGGCCAGUUCAAGUGUGUUUGGUGCGGCGAGCGCUUCAGUGACUUGGGCUCUUUGCAGGACCACACGGUGCAGCACACAGCUGAGGCAGGGGGUUACCCAGUGCCCCAGGGCUUAUAAAUCCUCCAAGACUGUUGAACAGACAAGUCCCUCACCCAAACCCCUGUCUUCUCGGCUGGCUAUUUAUUCAGCCAAACUAUCUCCACAUUUUGCAGGACAGUCCGAGCUAUUAUCAUUGUAUUCAUUCCCACUGGGUAUACGCCCAGUUUGUGUUGCUUUACUAACCCGCCCAGAGCCCUUUUUAGUACCAUGGUCAUGUCAUUCCAUAAGAUCCUCAAGUCGCAUGUUCCUUUUGGUUCCACCCUCUUUUGCUUUUCGUACCUGUCCCCUCCCCUUUUCUUCCGGCCCCCAAUCAGACAGUUGAUGGCAGGGAAGAGGCCACAACUGCUUCAGCUCCUUCGGUCAUGCUUCAUCAGACGAUGCAGGUUGAUCCAGCAAAUCCCUCCUUAUUUCCUCCCUUUUAUGUUCCCUGAAUGAAUCAAUAGCGUCGAGUAUCCAUCUAAACUGACUUGGCCAGGGACUGUCUUUGCUGCUGGGUUGUACUAGAGGGUCAUCGUUCCCUUUGUUUUUCUUUCCUCUCCAUCCUCCCUCUUCAUCUCUGAUGACGUCUCCUCCCAUCACUUCAGUUUCUCCCUCGCUCAUUCUUCCUCUCAUCUUUGCUUUCUUUUGCUUUCUGCCUCAGUAUCAGAAGACUGGGGGACGUUUUGACUAAACCCCUCAGACACACGUGUACUCGCGUUAAUUUGUCUUCAGUCAGGCGAAGGAUGAUUUCGAAACACUUUUUGGUUUUUCCAUCUCCCUACAGUUAUACAGUUACAGGGCGAAGACUCUUUUGGUCUCAAAACCGAAGCCCUGCGGAGACAUCGCUUUUUAGAAAGGUUAACAUUGUUGGCUGCAAGUUGUCGCCAUGUUGAGAGCCACGUGGAGGCAAAAGAUCCAAUCAGAAUUUUCAAUUCUGCGCCUUUUUGAACAUAUUUAUACGGUAGGGAAAGGUGUGGGGUGGGGGCGGGAUUUAUUGUCCUAAUAAUGAAGUAAUUCCAAUGAUAAUAUGUCUGAGUGCAUGUGUGGGCCAUGCUUUUUAUGGCUGUCCCCGUUCUUACCAAAACACCAGUAUAAAGCAGCGCGCAAUCCCAAAAGUGUGUCGACAAACCAGCCAGCUGACGUUAACGUCAAUAUAAACCCAGAUGAUUGAUGCUAACGUCACCCUUCAGUAUAGACAAAUAUUAAAUAUAUAUAUUUCACACUAAUAUAAUGGUCAUAUCCCUGCAGACGUCAGUGCUGUCAGACAUCUUUGAACUGAGUAUGUCCAAUUUGGAACAUUACACUCCAUCUCUCAGCCUGUACAUACUGUGUGUGUGUGUGUGUGUGCGUGUGCGCGUGUCUUUCUUAAAAACAAUAUGUGAGAACUGUUUUUGUAUUCUUGCUACUUUCUACCACGUGAAAUGUUUUGGAGGAAAGAAAAGUCCUUUUUUUUUUUGUAGUCCGUGUAGUGAUUGUAUCGGUGUGUUGCAGGGAUUCUCAAAGAGCACCCUGUGUGUGUGUGUGUGUGUGUGUGUGUGUGUGUGAAUGUAAACGGUAUUCUGUCAAACAGGGAAAUUCAGACUGUAGAGAAUUGUAUUAGAAAUGUUCAUGCAGAGCCCUUUUUUUUCAUUGUUUAAUUCAGCUGUUUUUGCAGGGAGAGCCUGUGUUCAAUAUUUCCCACGUCUUGGAAGACAUCUGAAUACCGUUCUUUGUUGCGUUGAGCGUGACGCUGCCUCCGUCACAUUGGGGUUUUCUACCGGAGUGAAUGACACCGUCUUCUCCUUCGAAUGCCAUGAGAUUGUAGUUGCGCUCGAGAAGCUCGGAGAACAAGUUGGUUUAUGGUCAAUACCUGUAAUCAGGGGUUCCUUUCGGGUGCAGCUCUGAAUACAAGUGGGGAGGGGUGACUGAAGUAUUUCUUCUUAUUCAGGCUUGCACUUUUAGUUUGAGCCUUAAAGCCUCUCUGCCUCUUUCCUCCUCUCCUGCUUUCUGACUCUGUCUGUUGUCAUCACACAAAGUCGGGUGGUUGUCUCAUCAGCCAGCACAAUUUUUUUUUUUUUUUAAUCUUCUGAAUCUGGCAUUAUAAGACUGAGAACAACUCUGUCUGUGUUUUUUUUAUUUUUAUGUUUUCACAUUUGUUUGUGUAUUUUUUUUAUUAUUAUUAUUAUUAAUCUAUAAAGUGAUAUGAAAAUCUGUAUUCCUGGUUGGAGAGAGCAGGGCCUUGGGGUAGGAUUAGGGGGGGGGGAUAUGUUAACUGCCUGAGUUUUGCUCAGCUUUCACAAUGUCCCAUGGUUUCUAAAGCCAACUCACAGAAGAAGCGAUGUCCCCACACAAAUAAUUAUGUUGGCCGGUAGCUUAAAAGCUAAAUAAUAGGAGCCAGAUGCAUAUGGCAUCAAUGAUGGUGGGGUUCAUAUUUGCCAAGAACUAAGUGCUCAAGGACUUUUGACUUUGACUGGGUGCUGACACAGCAUCAGACGUGUAUGAUAUGAAAAAACAAAAUGACAACAAAAAAGCAGUCCGUAAUGCGAUUGUCCCGUGUGUUUUACAGAGAAACAUUGACGGACAGUGAGGAUCAAUUCUCGGUUCAAAAGCUCAAAUCCCACUUCCAACACACGCAGUCAGGGAAAGGAGAGGAACGAACAUCUCCUGUAUAAGCACAAAUACAAUAAAUCCACCCCAUCUGCAUUUUAACUAGGGAUUUUUUUUUGGGGGGGGGGCAGUUUAGGUGCCAUCCUCGCUGACCUUUCUCGGUAUCAAUGAAUAAACCCGGCAGACCCUGGUGUCUCUUGCUCUCUGCAUGCUUGCUGUGUUAGUUCCUGUGUUCUGUCCCUGGGAACUGGUGCUCCUCCCCUCUACACAGCACUGUUCCCUCCUAUAGCUUUUUAAUUUGUUUAAACUUUUUAAUUUUCAAAUUGUAUUGUAGUUUAUGUGAAUGAUGUUGGAAAAAAAAAAAAAA
Messenger RNA from Cyclopterus lumpus (lumpfish), 5635 nucleotides. It is a transcript of the gene znf319b, whose product is annotated as zinc finger protein 319b. The transcript has 3 exons. The record is from RefSeq and is a predicted model, not a curated record. The coding region runs from base 880 to 2721 and encodes 613 amino acids. Lineage: Eukaryota; Metazoa; Chordata; Actinopteri; Perciformes; Cyclopteridae.